Molecule: messenger RNA, 783 nt
Organism: Grosmannia clavigera kw1407
Lineage: Eukaryota; Fungi; Ascomycota; Sordariomycetes; Ophiostomatales; Ophiostomataceae
Product: cytosolic cu zn superoxide dismutase
Exons: 3
Coding region: 1-783 (260 amino acids)
Biological process (GO): superoxide metabolic process
Molecular function (GO): metal ion binding
Source: RefSeq, a predicted model, not a curated record
AUGCGUGCCUCUAUCCUGCUCUCGGCCAUCUUCAUUGCUAUUGCUGCGGCUCGGGUUGCAAUUUCAGAAGAUGGCCCAAUAACGGGUGCUCUAGGAAGCGCUACGGUGACCGCAGACAACCCGCCCGGCCAAGUUUAUAUCGCCACUCUCCCAAAAACAGCCUUUGACAAGGCAGCAUACCCGUCUGGAGGCAAUGUGGAGGGUCGCAUCUCUGCCGAAGCACAUCCUGGUGGCAUUGGCGUUGACUUUGAUAUCAACUUCUGGAAUCUACCCGAGACUGAUGGUCCUUUCACCUAUCACAUUCAUGAGUUUCCUGUGCCAAUCGACGGCAAUUGCAUCGCUACUGGAGGCCAUCUCGAUCCUUUUAGGCGAGAGGAUGAUCCCGCUUGCGACAGCAAGCUCAAGCAGACUUGCGAGGUCGGUGAUCUCAGUGGCAAGCAUAGUAAAAUCACUUCAGACCCGUUCAUCGCUACCUACCGUGACCUUUACACAUCCACCAAGCCUGGAAACCCGGCUUUCUUUGGCAACCUCAGCUUCGUGCUGCACUACUCCAACAAGACACGCAUCACUUGUGCCAACUUCAUUCUGCAAAAUGCAUCCUACACAUCCACCGACAAUGGCACGGCAACCGCUACGCCGUACCCUUCGUCCAGCUCGGUAUCGCCAAAGGUUCCCAUGCCUUCUGGCACAGCAUCGGGGGCAGCUAGUUCGUUUCCGAAAGCGGCCAUCGUUGGCGUCGGCGUGGCCGCCGUUUUGGAGGCAGCUAUGAUACUGUUUAUGUAA